Closterium sp. NIES-67 is the source of this 4139-nucleotide messenger RNA. The record is from the annotation of a GenBank genome assembly. NCBI's taxonomy places the organism in Eukaryota, Viridiplantae, Streptophyta, Zygnematophyceae, Desmidiales, Closteriaceae.
AACCCGGGCCGGGCCAGGAAGUCUGAGAAACCGGCCCGGGUCGGGCCGGGCCGGCCCGGCUCGGUUUCUAGUUGAUCCGACCCUAAACCGGGCCGGGUCGGGCCGGGCCGGGCCGUUGCUCAUGCCUACUUUGGAAGACUCAAAUGUGUUGCCAAUGGUAAUGGAGAAUAAGGUAGGCAUGAGCAAAACCGGGUAUUUACCCGACCCGACCCGGUUUUGCUAUACCCGACUUCGGGUCGGGUAUUUUCGGGUCAGGUACAGGUCGGGUAACAUGCCCAGGACCAAUACCUGGACCCGGGAUUUGGCGGCGGGUAAUUUUAUACCUGCCUGGCGGAUCCGGGUAUGCCCGACCCGGUUUCCUUGAUAAGCGGGUAGUAUAACCCGUGUUUUCCUACCUUGCUGGGCUAAACCUACGACCUAAAAAUGUGAGUCGAGGGAGGCAGUAAGAGGUGCACCAGAUCUUUUACAGUUCUGGUGAGUAGGGCGUGAGUGGGGAGGUGGUUGGGUUUUCUAGUUGGGAUGGGGUGGUGUGCGGUUUUUGGGGGUUUGAUAUUUUGACCCCCAGAGUCAAUUGGUUGGAACUCCAACCAAUGUGGUGCUGUGCGGUUGGCUGGAUUCAGGUUGGGUUACAAAAUCGAUGGGGGAAAUUCGAUUGGUUUGAAUUCCAACCGAUUUCCCCCAAUUCAACCGCUCUGAAUGCAUCUGGAUCUACGAAAUCCAACCCCUGCCACUCUACAAUGCUCUACGUGACCUAGCAGCUCACGUAACCUAUGAAAUUUCUCUACCAGCGCAGCCAAUGUUGCGCUGGUUCCGUCGAGUAGACACGCUACCCGAUUUCGGGUCGGGUACACGUCGGGUAACGUUUCGGGUAACGGGUAUCGAAUACCCGCCGGGGUAACCCGGACCCGACCCGCCGGGUAAUUUUCAGGAUUCCCGAUACCCGACCCGCCCUAAAAGCGGAUCCGGGUAACGGGUACCCGAUCCGGGCGGGUAGUAUGCUCAAGCCUAGAAUAAGGCAUGGGUGCACUGUAUGAACCCUAAACACAAUACAUGCACUGCCCGUAUCGACCUCACUCUGUAUGUGCCUUGCCUCAUGCACAUUCACCCUUACUUUCACUAUCGCUGCUUUCUUCUUGACAUUUCCAUCGCAAGCCUUUCCACUCCAGCUCACCACCACACAUUACACCACCCGCAUCUCUGCUGGAUUUACUCAGCUCAACGGAAAAAGCUGAGCUUUCUGCAUCACGGAAUCACACACAGAAUACUACCAGAUGCACAGACGGAAGUCUUAUCGCAAAAGCCCUUUUCGUGGCCUACGUCCUUCUGUAGUUUUCAGUGUGCUUCGUUAUAGUUCUGCUGCACAUACAUUUGAUAAUUGACCAAUUAUAGUCCUGAUCGACGAAACGCCACCCUUAAAGAGCUGGCCACAUGUUUUGUUCAGCCACCUUUCUGCACCAUUUCCACACCACUCCCACCCUUCCUCAUGCUCUGCUGCCAUCCAUCGCUUUUCUUCAGGCUGGGAUCGAAGCCUCCCAAUCAGCAGGCCUAUUCUUCCCCCAGGGACUACACUCACCCAGGGGACACGGAAGGAGACAGUGGGGAGGUUCGUGGCAAAGCCUGUGACCCUGUUUGCAUACCCGGGUGGUUCGAGCCCGGGAUGCGGCAUUGAGUUGGCCUUCAAUGCCAGCUUCACCUUCUUUCUUAUUCCCCAGUCGGGCACUGUCGGCUCCAACGGCUUUGCGUUUGUGAUCCUGGCAAAGGCCAAGGUGGGAAAACCCGAUGGUGUAGGGUAUGCUGGAGUUGGAACUCGGAGCAUAGCCAUUGAAUUCGACACGCUUCGGAAUGACAAGCAUGGUGACAUGGAGAAGCAGCAUGUGGGGCUCAACAUAAAUGGCAUGGAUAAAUCCUUGGACGCAAAAGAGUCGCCAUUCACACUGACUGAUAGUAGGGCUUACACGGCAUGGGUGGAAUAUGAGCCUGGGAAGCCUGGGACCCUUCAGGUGUUCCUGGCUGAUUCGACGGUGAAGCCAGUGCUGCCGCUGCUGAAGAAGGAGCUGGCACUCUGUGACGUGCUGCAGGCUGGUGUGCAGCAGCAGGCGUUCUUCUUUGGCUUCAUGGCAUCCACCACUGUGAAGCCGUUCCAGAAGCAUGUCAUUCUCAACUCUGCCGUGCAAACAGGCAUUCCUCUCCCACCCAAGCCAGUCAAGAUCAUAGGAGCCCGUGGACUCUCAUUAUCGGUGGCCACGUUUGCACCUUCUGGAGCCAACCCCUUCUCGCGAUAUGUGGGCGCGGGUUACAGCUGGCUGCCCUCCAACGAGGACUCGUGGCUCAUCCAUGACAAGUUCACCUGGGAUGGGGUGCCCUUCCUCGAAUGGCCUGUCAAGGACCAGGACAAUUGCACUGCCUGCUGGGCAUAUGCGGUGGUGGCAAGUGUAGAAGCAGCAUACGGCAUUGCAACGCAGGAACGCGCUCCCCAGCUGUCAGUGGAGCCACUCUUUGCAGCCAUGGGGCUAAGCGACACAGACAAGUGCACGGCUGGAGGCUCCCCCACCGAGGCCUUUGAGAAGCUGAUUACUCUUGAUGGCAGCAGUGGGCUCACAGGGGACAAUGAUCCGGCUUCAAGUUUUCCAGUGUAUGCAUUUGAGAGCACACGGUUCAAGGGGUAUGUGGGGCUCAUGCUGGCAGUGCAGCGGCAGCCGGUGGUGGUUCACAUCGAGGCUUCUGCUGCAACUUUUGUUGAAUAUGAUGGGACGUAUAAGUACCAGGACGGCGACUGCUACACUGGCAACCUGAACCACGUUGUACUCGUUGUUGGCUACUGCAUGAGAGGAGACGACGGUAGCCAGAAUCGCAUCGCUCCUCCGUUUUGGAUCAUCCGCAACUCGUGGGGAAAGUUUUGGGGCGACAAGGGCCAUAUGCGCAUGGACAUCCAAGGAGGGGAUGGCGUGUGCGGCAUCAACGUAUUGCCUGGCAUCUACCCCAUCGUCAAGAUUCCCGGGGACCCAUGCGGCCGACUCAGCUACCAGGUUCAUCAGGAGAAGGAGCCCAGCAUGAACCCGUGCGGAUGGUUCUCCUGCCACCCCACUGCGGAGGGCAGCAACCGCUGCAACUGCACCACUCCUGAAGCUACCACACAGCCUUUUGUUGAGGCGGGGAAUGGUGUCGGCUCUAACACAUGUGCUUAUGUGGAUGUGUGCGGGUCGUACUUCAAGAACCCCUGCUACGUGGGCACAUGCAUCAAUGACGGCCGGGGCUCUUACUCCUGCGUCUGCCCUCCCAACUACAUUGAAAGCAAAACUGCUUAUGACCCCCCCACCUGCGAUCCAGUCAAUACCACAGCCACAACCAUGACCGUCAGUGGAGAGAACUGGUGGUGCUCGGAUGUCUACACGAUAGUUGGCCUUUCAAUGGACUCUUUCAUCCUUCAAAACAUGGACAUAGAUUGCAACCAACCGUUGCCCAAGGAGAGUGUUCUUCAGCUGGAUGGCACCCCUCCCACACCCUGCACUGCCUUCUUCUACACCCUCAAUCGAGACACCUGUGCAUCUAUCUGCAAGCAGCUGAACUUUUCCCAGGGCAGUCUCACCGCUCUCAACCCCGGCCUUGACUGCACGAUGCCCAUCAAGGCAGGCCACUCGGUGUGCGUAGAGCGCAAUGCCACCUUCGCAUACACCGUUCCCGAGUGUGUGGAUCAUGGCGUGCUGACGCCUCAAGACACGUGCGAGCGGCUGCUUCAGAGGACCACCAGGGCUGAGCUGUACCGCAACAACCCUGGCCUCACCUGCUCCCCCAACAUCCCCCCCUCUGCCACUGCUGUCGGCAGCAACAUUGGCGUGGAGGUUUGCCUCAAAGCAGAGUACUGGCCAUUCAAACUAGGCAUGUGCAAAAAGGGUAGGGUCAAGCCAGUCUCGCCAUCGAUGGCAUGUUCAGCUGCGUACCGUUACUACGGUGGAGCUACGUCUACAGCAGUUGAUGUGUUCAAUGACUAUAAUUCCAAAUCUUGCUCCGGAAAGAUAGGAUCCAAGUAUAUUUGUGUGCCGUAAUUAUUUCAGCUUGCCUCCAGAAAAACUUGGGUUCAGCAGUCUAUGUUGUAGCAUUGUUUGAUGUGGUACAGUACGGUUCUCCCGCAAAAAUGCACG